Messenger RNA from Mercenaria mercenaria, 1053 nucleotides. RefSeq lists its product as uncharacterized. The coding region runs from base 331 to 1005 and encodes 224 amino acids. NCBI's taxonomy places the organism in Eukaryota, Metazoa, Mollusca, Bivalvia, Venerida, Veneridae. The transcript is spliced from 4 exons. The record is from RefSeq and is a predicted model, not a curated record.
GGAUUCAAACUACGAUCAUGUUGAUAUUUCUUUGACAUAUUUAGAAACACAACUGAAUCGAAAUAGUUAUUUAUAAUAAAAAGAAAUAUUUAACAGGAAAUUUUACGUGCCGAAUCAUCAGUGACACAGGCCAUUUAUUCAAACAAAAGUCAUAGUAAAGUGUAUGUUCAUUAACCUUUACCCUGCUAAAUUUACACAGUUGACUUGUCCAUCUUUCAAUCUGGACAGUGCCAUUAACUGUUAAAAGGGGUGCAUACUAAAAGGUACUGACUGAAUGGCAAACACUUACAGUGCAGAUAUUGAUCAGACUGCAGGAAGUGCUGGCUGAUCAUGAUCUACACUGGUCUCAAAGGCAGAAUCAAUCGUGUCCAAAAUGCUACCAAGUCAACUCAACUAAAUAUGCAGAGGGAACGAUACAACAUAUCAUUCUUGGUAUUGUAUGCGUUUGUGCACAUUCAAGUUGUCAUGGGAUGCUCGUGCGCCUGGAUGCCAGUGGAGGAUAUGUAUUGUAUGAGAGAUUAUGCAAUCAAAGCUACAGUUCUCACUGAGUUAUCGCCACCUUGGCAAGAUAAUGGUUUCCCAGAGGGCGUGUCUACUACCACGGAAUCAUGGUUAGACCAGCGCAAUAAGUAUUUGGAAUUUACAUAUGAAAUAGGAAUCGAAAGUGUUUACAGAUCAACGCCAGGUUACGAGUCCGCGGUGAAGAUAAUUACCACAGGAGGUUAUGGAGGGUGCAUGAGGAGACUUGUACCCGGCACCACGUAUUUUUUAAUGGGGUAUGUCAGCAAUCCCUACACGGAAGAAGGGUUCUCAACUCUCACGAUAAGCCAUUGUGAUGCCGCUUUUGACAUGGAAUACUCAUGGAGUGCUGAGGUUGUUGAAGGUUUAAUAAGCAAUCCGCCGGUAUGUGAAGAGCCGGAAUAUUCCCUUGACGACUACUUACGGAACCAUAAUCUUGAGAAGAAGAAUUCGGUACCAUCCAAUGUAUGGAAGAAGAAACGCUAAAAGUUUUUGUUUAGACUGUUCUGAAAUAAAUGUUCUUAAUCUAUUUAA